AUGGCGUCGAGUUCAAGCCGGAAGCCUCAGAUCUUCGUCCACUUCGAAUUUGGUGUCUCAUUCUCACCCAGACAUGCACCCAACCAACACUCCGUCACGUACGCCUCUCGUGGUUUCCGUGAUCGCGCCCAAUUUCCCAGACAAGUCCCACCAACAAAUACAAAUUAUCUAGCAGAGCCCUCACACUCAGCCCAUCAACAUCAACCUCAACAUCAUCAUCAACCCGCACGAUCUUCACCACCCAUCCAAGAAUACUACGCACCUCAAGCGCAACCACCCAUGCCGCCACACUAUGAAGUCAGCAGACAAUCUCGACAAGAGAGUCGGUCGAGCUCCUCACACGAACGAGGCAGCUCAGCCCCGCCGCCAUGGAACGACAGCCCCUGGGACGCCGAACCGGAUGCUCUGGGAAGCUCAGCGCUGCCGCGUCAACGACCCCGGGCUCAGAACGCCCCCGACUACUGGAAAGCGUUGCCCGAAGUCCCGUCACGUUUCCGCCUGGGCGAGGACGAGAUGCCGUGGUCGGCCUCAUCGUGGCCAGGCGAGUUCGGCAUGCCCGACGAGUCCGAGGUCAACGACUACUCUUCCGAGCUGUCCAUGAAGUUCCGCGACGUCUCCCUCACCAACGCCACGCCGGUGGCCCGCGAGAGAGGGGACGACGGGCGGAGACAUGACCUUGAGGCGCUCUCCGCGGCAAUGGUCACCGUCGACAACGGCUUUGAGAACCAGUGGUGGUACCAGGGCGAGCGACAGCAGAUCAAUGCGCCGGGGGUGGUGGCUGGCGACUUACACACGACGACGACGACGGCGACUGCUGAGGCGGUGGUGCCUCCUCCUCAGACCCCUGUGUACCACCACCAGCAGCUCGGGGGCUAUGACACGAGGGAGUCGAUGGGGUGGGUGACUGCCCAGGGCGGGGAUUCCCACACGAGCAUGAUGAGCGCUACGAUUUACAACCCGAGUGUCUUGGUGUCACCCAUGUCGGAAUACGCGAGCCCCCGCCUUCACCGGUCGAUGACUACGAGGUCCGAGGAGCUCUUCUUUUAUAGCUAA
Molecule: messenger RNA, 1053 nt
Organism: Colletotrichum acutatum
Lineage: Eukaryota; Fungi; Ascomycota; Sordariomycetes; Glomerellales; Glomerellaceae
Exons: 1
Coding region: 1-1053 (350 amino acids)
Source: RefSeq, a predicted model, not a curated record